Molecule: messenger RNA, 1475 nt
Organism: Condylostylus longicornis
Lineage: Eukaryota; Metazoa; Arthropoda; Insecta; Diptera; Dolichopodidae
Product: solute carrier family 25 member 35-like
Exons: 5
Coding region: 492-1439 (315 amino acids)
Source: RefSeq, a predicted model, not a curated record
GUAUAUAGAUAUUUAUACAUAUUUUGGAACAUAUUUUUGUUUUUGUUAUUAUAUACAUAUUCAUAAAAGAGUUUUAUAUACCUGCAUAAGUGUAUUAAGUUAGAAACACGUUGAUAUGAUAAAAAAAAAAAGAUGAUACGGAAUUUUUUAAUCGUAAUUUAUAAUAAAAAUAUUUUCAACACAUCAGUGAUACCAUAAACACGCGACUCAAUAGUUUACACAUUCUUUUAUAAAGAUAAUAUUAUAAAAAAAGUGUGAAUCGAAUAUUGUGACACAAACUAUUUGGCUUUACAUAUAUUUAGAAGAUUAUGUAUUUACUUAGAUUAUAAAAUUCGUCAUCAAUCAGCUGGUGCUUUUUUGGCGCUUGUUAUUAUUUUUGUUUUUUAUUUCGGCAUUAAAAUAUUUAUUUCAUGAUUUGUAAAUAUUUAUAAACAAAAUUUGACAAAACAAUUUUGUAUUACAUUGUGUUUGUUGAAAUUCAAAAUAGAGAAAUGGAUUUUUUGAUUGGGGGUGUAGCUGCAAUGUGUGCUGGUGUUUUUAGUAAUCCUUUUGAUGUAAUAAAAACCAGACAACAACUGCAAGGCGAACUACAACAGAAAGUUGGUGAUGGAACUACAAGACUAGCCUAUCGAAAUAUAUUUCAUUCGGUGAAAAAUAUUAUUAAAGCAGAAGGUUUAACUGGCUUACAGAAAGGAUUAGUACCAGCUUUAAGUUUUCAAUUUGUUAUGAAUAGUACACGUUUGGGAAUAUAUCAAACAGUAGAUAGUAUGUACUUAACAUCAUUUAAUCGUGAUGUUGAAAAUCGUUCUGGAAUUUUGUGUAUUUUCUGGGGUGGAGUAGCUGGUGUUGUAGGGGCAUAUUUAGGUUGUCCUUUUUAUUUAAUAAAAACACAAAUCCAAGCACAAUCACAAGCAUCUGGUAGAUAUGCUGUUGGCUAUCAACAUCACCAUCGUAACACAAUAGAUGGUUUAAAAAAUAUUUUUAAGCAACAUGGAAUUAGGGGAUUGUGGAGAGGAUAUUCUGGUCUUGUACCAAGAACAGCUGUAGCAUCAUCAGUACAAUUAUCUACAUUUUCAACUUGCAAGGAAUUUCUAAAUAAAUAUGAGGUAUUCUCAAAUUCAGUAUUUUUAAAUGCUUGUGCAUCUAGUAUGGUUAGUGGAUUUUUUACUGUUAUAUUUAUGACACCAUUUGAUGUAGUGGCUACACGAUUAUUUAAUCAAGGAGUCGAUAAAAAUGGGCGAGGCUUACUUUAUAAAAAUUUAUUUGACUGCUUUUGGAAAACUUUUCAAUAUGAGGGUGUUAAAGGUCUUUAUAAAGGACUAAUACCAAAUUAUUGGCGAACAGCUCCACAUACGAUAUUAAAUUUAACAUUUUGGGAACAAUUCAAAAAAUGGAAAGAUGUAUAUUUAUCGGAUGAAAGCAAAAUUUAUUUUGAAUAAUUUAUAUUUGUAUAUUUAUUUUAUUUAAAACAAGAA